AUGGAAAUGGAAAGCAGGAAAGAAUGGGUGGAAGGCUUUGAUGAGUUCGGGAAGCCUCUUGAGCGAAUUACAAAAGCCGAACAGCUUCAGGAUCAACAAAGGAGAAUGAAAAAGGAAGAGGUUGAACUGAACAAAGCGCUGCAGAAGGAGCAAUUCGAAAUGCUGGAGUUGCAGAACAAGCUGAAAGAAUGCAACGAUGAAUAUGCACAGGAAAGGCAGCACCUGGAUGAGUUAAGGUCACAGCAAAGAGUAACGCUGGACACAGAUCAGAAGUUUCGCAUUCUGAGCGUCACAAAAGAGACCAUCGAUCGCUUCCUGCGCAAAAGGCCGAAAGUCGAGGAUGAGCAGAUGAUGGUCGAUGUACAUUUUCUCACUGGCACAGAAACUACGGGCUUCAACCUUCACAUCAAUGGUGAAGGAGCAGGCUCCAGAGAUGCCAAGUUUCUGAUCCAUUUGAACGAGAAGGUUGAAAGCUUGGGGAAACAAGCUGCAAAGUACUGGGGCUUGGACCCUGACAAAGUAUUCUUCCUGGACGGCGAUGGCCGCAUCGUGCUUGAUCAUAUGAGACUAGUGGACAUCGUCCUCCCUCCGGUGCCACCAACAAAUCCUCAUCUCAGGAGUUUGCAAAGCUCGAGUUCUUCUGCCCUGGUGCCAGAUGAGGGAGCGCCGCCAGGCGAACAGAAAGAGAGGGAUCUUUGGAUGGUGAAAGGCCGGAACUAUUGUUUGACCCUUGUCCGUGCUAGCACAGUGCUGAGCAAGGAAGACUUGAACAGGCCGAAAGGAGAAAAAUGGGAAGACUUUACUUUUAACGAGCGACAGUUGGAGAAGGAGCUUGAAAAUGCCAGAAAGAAGCGCGGAGGUGAAGAUGGAGAGGCUGCAAAGAUUAACAUGGAUGUUAUCCCGUCUUUGAACGACCUAAUGCAACAGGGCCAGGAAAAGAAGCGUCGCAAGCGGGCAGACACGAGGUGUCGACUCUUGGAGUUCACGGUCUUUGUGGUUUGUCAGGUCUUAUUCUUGGUUGCUCUGGUUCAGCCACAAAUGUUGGGCCCUAGCUUGCUCUUAGCAUCUCAAAAAUUAGAGACUCUUUUCUCGAACUUCACAGAAGCAGAUAAUUCCUCAAGCUUCUUACAGUCUGUGACACCAAGCUUCAAUGACAUCAUCACGGAGCAACAGUACUGGCAAUGGCUAACAGGUCCAUUGCAAAGAGUGCUACUUGACGAGGGGCCACUUGAGGCAGAGCUGCACAUCAAGAUAUUGAAAACGUUGACUACCCGGUUCGAUGCCACACAGACUUCCACCAGCCUGGGCUCUCCCUAUCAGUUUUGCAGCAACACCACUAAUGCCUCCGCGGCCACCGCGGUGAGCACGACAACUUCAGCAGCAGGUAGCAAUUCAGUGCCAAGUGCUACUACAGUGACUUCUGGAGACAUCUCCUGCAUACCCGAACAAUUCAAGUAUUGUUCCAACUUGCGUGCGAUGCACAUCUUGGGGAAGGGUCAAGAGCUGGGGCACGAGGUUCCGAACUGCGUCCCUCUGUAUGACAUCAACGUCGCCAAUGCUUACUUCCAAUCGCUCACGCACUCUCAAGUCUUUUCAUACGCCCAUGGCAAGAUUGGCACUUACUUUGACGGUGGCCGGUCCUUCCUCGAUGUUAGCAAGGGAACUGAGGCCUUCAGACAAUCUUUGGAGAGCUUCACGCUCAGUACUGGCAGUCCGUUCACAUUUCAAGGUUCAGCUCAGCAGGUCACGACUGUUGUGUAUGGGGCCACCACCAAUGCAAUUUUCAUCUUCCACUUCCUUGCAGAGAACCGCCUUUCUGGAGGCAUAGUAACUACCAUUCACAAAGACGUCUUCUUGUUGGAUCUGGAACCUGUAGAGAGCCAUGUCUAUUUGCUCCUUUCGUGUGCUUCGGCUGUCAUUUUGCUGCUGAUGGAGAUAAGAAGGAUCCUUCAUUGCCCGGCGGCGUGCACUUUUGAGGAGGAACGCUCCAAGUGUUCCAUUUGGUCGCUUUUGUUCCUGAUGCUUCCAUUGCUUAUCCUGGCGACCUCCUGCCUGAUGUUGGUUCAGGAUACCUUUACAGGCAAUCUACUCGAGGCAGGCAGAACCAGCGAUAGUGAGCUAUAUGACUAUUUGUGGUUGCGAAUCAAACUGGACCGCAGCAAGUUGACUAUCAUUGUCAUCACGCUGUUCCUUUUCAAUGCUUUGAUGCUGAAGUAUUUGCUGCUGCACUUCCCACAGCUCUUGUCGGCCACGCAGAUUGUGAAAAAGCUGGCAGCGCCGCUUCUAACAGUGCUCCUGCUCGUUUGCGUCACGGUCUUUUCUUUUGGAGUCUUUCUCUACACUGUAUUUGGAAGCGUGUUUAGAACCUUCGAAGGUGUUGCGACGACCUGGCUGAAUGUUGUGUUGUGGUCAAUGGGCUACAUCAAAGACUGGCAGGCCUACUAUCGCUUCCAGCCGGCGCUCUGGACUUUGAGCAUUUUCAUCACGCUUUGUCUCAUCCAGCUGACCCUUAACGUUCUGCCGGCAGUAAUCAUGCUUUCUCACAAGAAGGAAGCCGACCUGGUAGAGAACUAUAGCUACCAUGCGUACUGGGCCAGCGAAAGAAGCAAGAACAGCGGGAAGAAGAGCUUUAAUCCAGCUUUAGUAGGCUGGGAUUUCACAAACCCAAGCGACCCUAGCGAAGUCCUCCAGUAG
Messenger RNA from Durusdinium trenchii, 2694 nucleotides. NCBI's taxonomy places the organism in Eukaryota, Dinophyceae, Suessiales, Symbiodiniaceae. The record is from the annotation of a GenBank genome assembly.